GCGGCGGCGAGGGGCGGCGGCGCGCCCCGGCAUGGGCAGCCGCGGGGCCCGGCGAUGAGCGCUCCCCCGGCCGCGACCCCCCGCGCGAAUAUGGGCACAGCCGUGUCCAAAAGGAAGACGCUCAGGAACGAGGCCAUGUCGUCCGUGGCGGCCAAAGUGAGAGCGGCGAGGGCUUUUGGAGAAUACCUUUCACAAAACCAUCCUGAAGGCAGAAACGGCUCAGAUCACCUGCUGGCAGACUCCUACAUCGGGCAGGAGGACUCCCCUGAGAUGCAGCAGGCGGCCCAGAACAAGCGCAGGCUCUCGGUCAUCUCGGACGGCAAAUUCGAGAGGAGCUUCACCGAGGAGCAGGCGGAGAAGAUGCCGAGCGAGGGCCCGAAGCCACGAGUCUACACCAUCUCCGGCGAGAGGCCGAUGCUGUCGGAGCACGAGAAUGACAGCAUGGAACUGGUGGUGAUGAAGGGGGCUGCCCACGAGGAGUGUCACCACGGGCACCACGGGCACGGCGCCGGCGGCUCGCACGGCGUCCGGCACUGCAAGGCCUGGCCAGGCGGCCGCCAGGGCUCCAAGGAGUGCCCCAACUGCACCAGGCUGGCUGCCCCUUCCCAGCAAUCCAUUGAGCUGGAGCAGCACCCACCUGGCGAGGCUGGGUGGCACAGGAAAAGGCUGGAGAGGAUGUACAGUGUCGAUCGAGUGUCUGAUGAUGUCCCCAUACGAACCUGGUUCCCAAAAGAGAACCUCUUCAGCUUUCACACUGCUACUACAACUAUGCAAGCCAUCUCGGCGUUCAGGGGCUACGCAGAGAGGAAGAGACGGAAACGAGAGAAUGAUUCUGCAGCUCUUAUCCAGAGGAAUUUUCGGAAGCACCUCCGCAUGGUGGGGAGCCGAAGGGUUAAAGCACAAACAUUUGCCGAACGGCGUGAGAGGAGCUUCAGCAGGUCCUGGAGUGACCCGACUCCCAUCAAAGCUGAUUCCUUCCAUGACUCUCGAGAAAGCCAUGACCUUCAGGAUUCCUGCGGGACUCUGGAUGGUGAUUUUGACUUGAACUGGGAAGCAGAAAAGGAACUUGAAGCCAUGGCAUGUGACGGAGAAGACUUUAUUCCACCAAAAAUAAUGCUCAUUUCUUCCAAGGUGCCCAAAGCAGAGUAUGUCCCAACAAUUAUCCGCAGGGACGACCCCUCCAUCAUCCCCAUCCUCUACGACCAUGAACAUGCCACCUUUGAUGACAUCCUGGAGGAAAUAGAGAAGAAACUUAACAUUUAUCGGAAAGGCUGCAAGAUCUGGAAGAUGCUGAUAUUUUGCCAGGGAGGCCCUGGGCACUUGUACUUGUUAAAGAACAAAGUCGCCACUUUCGCCAAAGUGGAGAAGGAGGAAGAUCUGAUCCUCUUCUGGAAGAGGUUGAGCCGGCUGAUGAGUAAAGUCAAUCCUGAACCAAAUAUCAUCCACAUCAUGGGCUGCUAUGUUCUUGGAAACCCCAAUGGGGAGAAGCUAUUUCAGAAUCUGAAAAACUUAAUGAAUCCUUAUAGGGUUGCCUUUGAGUCUCCACUUGAACUAUCAGCUCAAGGUAAGCAAAUGAUUGAGACUUACUUUGACUUCCGCCUUUACCGCCUCUGGAAGACCCGCCAGCACUCCAAGCUAUUGGAUUACGAUGACAUUUUAUGAGCUGGAGAAGACUUUGCGAGAGGAAGCUCAUCACCAGUGUCCAAGAAGUCAUGCUUUAUUGCAGAGAGACUUUUUUAUUGGCACAGGGAGCCCUUCACAGCCCUACGGGAGGCAGCAGCGCUAAAGGGAGGGAAGGAGGAGCCCUCAGAAGUGUCGGGAGGAAAAGUCUCCUGGGCCAAGAGAGACUGGAGGGAAGGGGGUGCCAGUGACACCUCGCUGGCCUCAGUCCGAGCCGUGGGGCCUCAGGAGGAGCUGUGUGAAACGAGGACAGGAUGGAGUUCCUGGCAGAACUGAGCUGUUUUGGGUCAGAAUGGGCCAGAUUUGAUUCCAGGUCCUUUUAAAGACUUUUGAAGCUCAGGUUUUCUUAUAAAAAACCCACAAACCCAGUUAACCCGUGCACUACAGUGAAGAAGUCACCAGAGCACAGAGGGAGCAGGGGGUUGUCCUGGUGGGACCUUCUGUGCUGGGAGUUCUGGAGAGCAAGGACUGCUACACCUACUCCUGCAAGCUUAGAGCAAGAUGAUCCCGUUUCCAUGUGAAUAUAUACUGGGAUAUAGAAUUGAAAUCUUCUUUUUUUGUUUGUUUGUUUUGUUUAAUAGAAAAUAAGUGCAAUUUUUAUAGCGAGGGAGGGGGUAAAAUCCCUCCUGAUAUUUAACUAGUUAAAACUAACAGACCAUAACCAAUAGAUGAGGUAUUUUCAGUCUGCUUGAAAAUAUAUUCAGAAUGGUAAUAUAUCUUCUGUAGACAUAUUUAAUCACCAGCAAACAUGGUUUUAACGUAAGUUAGCAGACCCUGCAUGUCUGCUGCAUUGGUUUGGUUCGUUCCUUUCAGAGUAGCUGUGCUGCACUACCUGUACCUGCUCUCACGAAUGUAUAGUUCUCCUCCAGUUAGCCACAACUUCAUUACUUUCUAUUUUGCUGCUUGCAAAACUAUGGGACUUUAGUUUUGCUGAAAUACUUUAGGUUAGAAACACGGGAGCUGGCUGGGAAGCCUCGGUCAGGCUCGCUUUGGUAUAAAAAUGAAUUAGAAAUUAACAGCCAUGGUAAUUAAUUGUUCAUGCCAGUGUUUUGCUGUGUGUUGGCAGAGGAGCUCUCUUCCCGUGUGGGGAGCACUGAGGCAUUGGCAGAAAUGCUUCUGGAGGGACACAGCACGGCCUUGGAGCAUGAGUUUGCCUCUUCCCUUUGUUCACUUGAUUGCCAGUUGUUUGUGCAGAACCCGCCCCUGUCCCCUGCUACAGGACCUGCUUCUUGGUCUGAGCUGCUCAGCCCCUUCCUGUGUAGGACAGAGAAAACCCCGAGCUCUGUCAGAGCAGCCUGAGGGCCCAGGUCUGUACUUGGUAUUUGAUGGUACCUUUUGGAAUCUAUUCAUUUUUUGUUUGGUUAGGUAAGGGGUGCUGUUUUGGUUUUGGGAAUGGGGCUUUUUUCACAUUCUGCUGUCCUUUCAGAGGACAAAUAGUACUUAGAGUCUGUGUAGGUCACUGGCAAUUCUGGGAGGUGACACAAGUUAUUUCUUCACAAGCAAAGGAAGUAGCAGGGAAGGAUUACCUUAUUUUCCUGGUUUCCUGGUAUCUAAAAUUUGUUGAUUGUGAAGGAAAAUAUAUGUACAAAUCUUCUUUUAACUACUUACAAAGAGAACUAGGUGUUCUGAUCUGUGGAGUCCUCCUUCCCCUGUGCCAUACCUGUGGUUGUAAUUUUGGGGAGCAGGCCCCUGGCUAGAACUGCUGAACCCUUUACAUUUAGAGCAGUUUUAUAGCAAAACUUUUGAAGAAAUAAUGUACAUACAGUAAGGAGAGGAAUAGGUGGAGAGAGAUGGUUUAAAGUCACUGAAAGCCACACAGACAGGUGUGGGCUGUUGCCUCCCCCUGGUUGGGAGCUUUGGUAGCCACAUCUCAUCCCUGGACUCAGUCAGGUUUGCCAGACUUACAGUGAAGGGGAGAACAGGUACCAGUCUGUAGCUUUUGGAAGAAAAAGCCAGAUGGAAAAAAAAAAGAACCCGAAAUUUAUGCCAAUUACUAUUUAACAUGGGAGCUUCCACCAGCUCUGUGGUGAGAGGUGGGAGCCAGAGGUGCAAUGGAAGCACAGAGUCACGUUAUCUGGAGAAGGAAGUGGUGGGAGAAUUAAAAUGCUGACACAAAACUCUCUCCCUUUCUGACCCUUUCACCUCCUAACUGGAGACAGGCAAACUGUUCUUCCUUCCUCUUUCUCAAAUCCCAAUUCAGUGAACUUGGUAGCAUGAAUGUAGCAUUGUGGAAUUAUUGAAAAUCUUAUUUAACCCCCAAAGGGCCCAUUUAUGUAUCCACUUGAGUGAUUUCUCUGUAGAACUAUUGUAUAUCCUCACUGACCGCUUGUAGUACUUGGGGUGCAAAGUAGAAGGUAGAUUGUACAGUAAUUCCUGUGGGAAGGUGUGUGUUGGAAUGGACACUAUGGACUGUUUUCCUGGUGCAGUUUAUGGGAUAAUGACAACUGAUGAAGGCAUUUCCCUCCAAAGAUCUAUAUUCCUCAUAGCUUGUGAUGUUUAUGACAUGAACAUAUUUUUUCCUUUGUAGCAUUCCUUUGCCUAAAGAGAUGAAAUUCUCUCAGAGCUGGGAUUGGAAUAGAGUUGUGAUCUUUGAUGUCCUGUGUGUGGCAGCAUUCUUGGCAUUAACCACUGGGGACAGAGGAAAACACUUUUAUUCCCCUUUUUCACUGGUGGAGUUUUUCAGGUGGCUGCUGGGAAAGGAAGGGGUCAGCAGAGGAAAAUAAAAACUGUAAUUGUUUAAACUUUAGAGGUAAAAAUAGAAACUGGAACUUCCUCAGUCAGACCAACCUGUCAAGGAUGAGCCCAGCAUGGUCCCAGCCAGGACAGCUCCGAGGCCCAGUGUGUUCCUCACCCCCUGUGCCCCUGCAGCAUCUCCUGGGAAUGCCAGGGCAGCAUCCAUGGGCUCAGUUCCCUGUGCCCCUGCAGCAUCUCCUGGGAAUGCCAGGGCAGCAUCCAUGGGCUCAGUUCCCUGGGCCCCUGCAGCAUCUCCUGGGAAUGCCAGGGCAGCAUCCAUGGGCUCAGUUCCCUGGGCCCCUGCAGCAUCUCCUGGGAAUGCCAGGGCAGCAUCCAUGGGCUCAGUUCCCUGGGCCCCUGCAGCGUCCCCCCAGCGGUUCUGGGGCUCCCUGCAGUGCCCUGCCCGGGGCAGCUGUGGCUGCAGGGCACAAAGGACAAUCUGUCCUUCCGCUCCUGCCUGCUCCUUCAGCCCUCACCACCCUGCUCUCGGGGCGUGUCUGACACCAGCUCUCUCCUGUGCCGCCGGCAGUUCCGUGUGACUGGGCUGGGUGAGGGCUGAGCAGCAGCAGCUCCAUCCCCACUGCCCUGUCCCACCAGGGAGCUGCUGCUGCUCUUGUGUGCUCUGAAUUGCCUUUAGCAGGGGCAGGAGACUGGGGCUGCCUGGUUCACUUAAGAGAAGCAGCUCAAACCCAGAUGGCUGAAUCGUGUGCCAGCCCUGGCUGUUCACCAGCCACGGGUGGGGGGUUUGUGCUGCCCUUGCUGGAGGCGGUGUUGGAAGUGACCUCCAGGCCUUGCCUGGGUAAAUGUGUUAUCACACCUGUUAAAUGUGAUAAAUGUCUUAUGGCCUGGGCUGGCAGUGUCACCUUUGGGAGAGGAGGGUGGCAGGAAAGGGCCUCAGCUGUCCCAGCCCUGCUCCUCAGCCUGGCUCACAUGCUGGGAGUGGCCCUGAGGAUGUUCUCUGGUGCCUGCAGGGAAUGUUCACUCGGCUGGAGAGGCCCAGGGGGUUCAUUGGCUCUGUGGAUGUGCCACUCUUCCUACACAGGGGCUUUCAGAGAGGCUUUUCUCUUUUCCUCUUGUUUGGCUGGGAAGGAAAGAAGAAGAAAAUUCAAGUUACCCGUGGGAUGUAGAAACAGGUAGAAACACAUAAAGCUUUUUGCACCUCUGCUCAUGCUGCAGCCACCAGCUUCCCCUUGCAGCUGACCUCCAGGCCUGGGGUGGGAAACACGAAUUCCCAGAUAAUCCCUUCCUGUUGAAAAAACAAAAGCAGAAAAAUCCUUGUAGCUCCAGCAAAACCUCUGACUGCAAAAGGCACCCAGCUGGUGUGAGGACUCUGCUGUAGGAUCCCACCUGAGCCUGUGGAGGGGCUUGGCCUCUGUGCAGGAAACUGGGAAGGAAUUUCUUCUUCAUUCCUCAGCCUGGAUUUGCUGCCUGGAGCUCAGCACAGGGUUCCUGUUUCUAGUGGUGUGUCCAUGUGCUCUGUCCCGAGCUGGUGGGAUGCUCUGUGUGCAGGGCAGUGUGAGGCAGGGAUGUGUCCGGCUGCGUGAGCAGCGCUCCGGAUCCUGGCACAGAUCUACCCCACAAAUAGCUCCUGCUGCUCCUGCCUUGCUGACCUGUGCCUGGGAGUUCCUGUUCCCAGGCUCUGCUGGCAGGGCUGCUCGGCACCCUCAGCAGCACAAGUGGGGUUGGCUGAAAGAAUGGAAAAUGCUGGUUUUAAACAGCCAGCCUGGCUGUUUUCCCUCCCUGGGAAUGGGAGUGUGGUCCUUAAUCCUGAUCCCAUCCUUAAUCCCACUGGAGGUGGAAUGACAGGCUCACUCUGCUCUCUUGGUCUGAGUGUAAACAUUCAGCCCCUCACAAGCCAGUUGGAGUCACACUUGGAUAUUAUAAAUGUGUCAGUCCAGGAUAAGAUACGUUAAUUACUGUAUGAGUGAGAAAAUGCUUCCAGGGCCCUUCCAGUUGGCACCUGCUCUCAGAACCCUCCACUGGGGAUGUGCUGGGCCGUGUCCUCCUUCUUGGGGGACCGGGCCCCACUGCCAGGUGGGCUCAGGUAAAGCUCAGCUCAGGUCAAGCUGAGUUGCUCUGUGCUCUGGGUUUUGCUGUGCCAGUCUCUGGAGCUGGGGACAGCCCUUCCCGAGGAUCCCAGUGUCCUCCCAAGGGAUACUGAGUGGUGAUGUCAUUUUCCACGUCAUCUGUAAAGACUUGUUUGUGAUCCUGUAUUUUGUCCCACUGACCACAGCGUAUCCCUGGCUUUCUGCAUCUUCCAUGGAAGUGUUUUUUAAUUCUCAUUCUGGAAAUACAAGCCAAAGUCAACUGGAAACUGUUACUGGCUGAGUCAGCCUGUUAAUGAUCUCCUCUCUGGGAGCUGGGGGAGUAAAUGGGUGGUUUGAUGGCUGUGACCCUGAUUGGGAUCAUUGUUAUUCCCAGGUGCUCCUGCUGUGUCACCGGCACAGUUCAUAGUAAGAUAACCUCUUGCUGGGCAGUGCCUGAGCUAUCAGGGAGCACCAGGAGCCAGCAGCAGCUUUGGUUCAGAAAUAACUUCAGCCCAAUUUACUGCCAGUCGGUGUGAGAAAUGUAAAGACUGAAAGGAAUAAACAUUGUGGACAUUAAAUGUAAAGAAUCUGUCUGAAGAGAAACUACAUUGCUUCUUUCCAUAAAUGUUUAGUAAAUAUUAAAGAACUAAUGCAACCUAA
Messenger RNA from Corvus hawaiiensis (hawaiian crow), 7100 nucleotides. It is a transcript of the gene NSMF, whose product is annotated as NMDA receptor synaptonuclear signaling and neuronal migration factor. Gene Ontology annotation, cellular component: cytoplasm; nucleus. The record is from RefSeq and is a predicted model, not a curated record. The transcript is spliced from 16 exons. The coding region runs from base 55 to 1662 and encodes 535 amino acids. Gene Ontology annotation, biological process: positive regulation of neuron migration; regulation of neuronal synaptic plasticity. Lineage: Eukaryota; Metazoa; Chordata; Aves; Passeriformes; Corvidae.